Pungitius pungitius (ninespine stickleback) is the source of this 6605-nucleotide messenger RNA. It is a transcript of the gene bcl9, whose product is annotated as BCL9 transcription coactivator. The record is from RefSeq and is a predicted model, not a curated record. The transcript is spliced from 10 exons. Gene Ontology annotation, molecular function: beta-catenin binding; transcription coactivator activity. Gene Ontology annotation, cellular component: beta-catenin-TCF complex. Gene Ontology annotation, biological process: canonical Wnt signaling pathway; positive regulation of transcription by RNA polymerase II. Bases 764 to 5266 code for a protein of 1500 amino acids. Lineage: Eukaryota; Metazoa; Chordata; Actinopteri; Perciformes; Gasterosteidae.
GCUCGUUUAUUGAAAUUCAGGUGGAAAGUCUCGGUUCCGCGGCUCGCCUCCUGGCAACGGGCACACGCGGAGUCCUCCUCCCGGGGACAUCUCACUCCGGUAUCCGUUCUUCCCUGCCUCUCUCCCCGAAGGCUGGCUAGCUUAAAAAAAAAAAAAAAAAAAAAAAAAAAACCCGCGUCGUGUCUGGUGUGGCAGACAGGGAGCAUCCUUUCGACCGUAAAUGCCGAUUUCUGCCCCGGCGCAGCAGCAGCGGAUUACACAGGAUGUUUUCGGCGUGGCGUAAAAGCCGCGGAGAAAUAUUGGUUUUUACCCCAUUAUACCGGAGGACCGCCCGUGCUUCGUGAAAAUGAAAAAAGGAUACAAUGCAGCAUGCAUGUUCUGCAUUCUUCGGGAGAACCGCACCGCUGGUGUGAAUGACUUGUGGCUGUAAGGUGUCGUGAGUGGCCCAGGUUCCUGCGCAGCCUCAGUGGCUGACUGCUGGGAGGAGUCAAGUGGAGAGCAGACAUCAGUGCCCAGGGGACCCGAGGCCUGGUUCUCCAUAUGAGGCCCUGCUGAAAGGGCAGGGGGGCUUCUGAGUGUGCCCGAGGGCCGUUGAAAGCCCCCUUGGGGGAGUUUCAUAAAAACACACCGAGCAAAGAAAAGACUUCUGGACUAUCGGGACGUCGCUACACACUUCCUCACUCAUACACACACACUCACGCACGCACGCACACAUUCUCACACACGUGCACAAACCACCCACACAGACCCGGACAUAGAGAGAAUGUUGGAGGUCCAAGAGGAGAGGCCAGCGGCGGCAGGUACAGCAGCGACACACUUCAACAAGAAGGAGCGAGGGAAGAAAGAGCGCGAGGAGGCCAAGGACGGCCGGGGAAACCUCUCCAGCAUCGGGAACCCCGUCCCCGGCUCCAGGAACGUGCGCGCCAAAGCGCCGCUCGCACACGCCGGCAGCCCCCACCAGCUCAUCACUCCACCCUGUUCUGUAGUCCUGGGAGCCCCUUCAAUGCACUCUAAUAGGCUAAAGAACUCCCCGUCCACCAACACGCAGAGCCCUAAACCUAAGACGGAGGCCAUGGUACGCUCACCUCCCGUCAUGUCCCCCUCCACCGCCACCCAGAUAGACUCUAAAAUGCCCAAUCAGGGUAAACCCGGGAGCACUGGCAGCCAAUCACAGGCCUCGCCCUGCGACCCCAAGACCCUGGGUUCCAAAGGGGCUCCGAAUGUGACCGGCGGCAUGGGGCUGAAGAAUGGCCAGGGCCUGACCUCUGGCCCGAGCUCCAAGGUCAAAGUCAAAAGGGAGAGAAGCACCUCGGUAGAGUCGUUUGAACAGCCAGAGAGUGGCACGCCCACUAGUGACGAAAAAGACAGCAGCAGGGUGAAGAGGAUGUGCGUGGCAGAGAGGAGGCAGCCGUACAGUGGAGCUGACUGGUGCUCCGGGGGAGAAAGUGACGAAGACGACAAAGGAUUCUUCAACUGUAACUCCAGUGACGUGAAGCCCCAGGACUCCGUCACACAUUCUACCUCCAAUGCCGGACUCAGUCGUUCUUCCACACCUUCCCACAAUGCACUGGGAGGCCAGGGUUCGACGACGGAACCUCAGAGUGGACAGAAACCAGGAACAAAAUUUGUUUAUGUCUUCACCACGGAGAUGGCUAACAAGGCGGCUGAUUCGGUUCUAACUGGCCAUACAGAAAACAUAAUUGCCUUCCACAUGAAGAACAUCUCCAACAGCAAGGACAAAGCUCACCUCCUCCUGAACAAUGCAGCAAACGCCCUUCGAAAUGACUCCAAGCCCCCCCAGCAGCCCCCGUCCCACGCUCAAGAUCAGAGCCACCAGCCCGGAUCCAAACCGUCCUUACCUGGCAUGGGCGAGCCGACCACGCCCCAGCCUUCAAACCAAGGGAACCAAUCUGGAGUUCUUCCGCAGGAAGGUUCAUCCUCUGCAGGCAUGGAAUCCAAAAAUCUUCCCGGCAGUAGCCCCAGUAACGCCGCUGCCCCCGUUGACCAGGCCCCCAUCGCCCAACCCGAGGCGGGCCUCAACCCUCAAACCGCAGUCGAGGGAGGGCAGGGUGGAGGCUCUGGUGGAGCGGGUCUGACACCCCAGCAGCAGCAGCAGCAGCAGCAGCUGGCCCAGGAGCUGCUGAACAUGGAGGCCAACACAGAGGGCCUGUCACAAGAACAGUUGGAGCACCGCCAGCGCUCCCUACAGACCUUGCGAGAUAUUCAGCGCAUGCUUUUCCCGGACGAUCGGGAUGCUCCGCCAGCUGGGCCCCCACAGCCCCAUGGCGGGCCCCACGAUGGAGGCCCCGAUGGUGCGCCCCGAAGGUCCGAGCAGGGCCCCUUACAGGCCAUGAUGGCGCAGUCUCAGAGCCUCGGACCGCCCGGCGGGCCAGGGGGACCCCGCCCACAAGGGCCACCCUUUGGCCCGCCUCAUGGCCCGCCCCAUGGUCCCAGGGACAUGCCCCCAUUUCCGCAAGAUGAGAUGGGGGCGCACAUGGGGGGUCCAGGGGGCUGCGGAGAGGGAGAUCAGAUGACGCCAGAGCAGGUGGCUUGGUUGAAGCUACAGCAGGAGUUUUAUGAGGAGAAGAGGAAGAAGCAAGAAAUGCAGCACCGGCCCCUUCCUCCAGACAUGAUGAUGCACCCCCAUGGUCCCCGGGGCAUAAUGCGAGGCCCCCCGCCUCCUUACCAAAUGGGUCCGGGAGAGAUGUGGGGAGGACCGGGUGGUCCUCCAGAACACUACCAGGAGCGCAUGGGCAUGGGCCCCGGCCCGGUCCCUGGCCCCCGGGGAAUGCCCCCACAUAUGCAGAGAAUGCCCGGUUUCUCUGGUAUGAUGAAUCCUGAGAUGGAGGGACCCCCGAGGCCUGGAAUGGGCUGGCCCGACGACAUGCCUCCCCGUAUGGGAGAUGCACGAGGCUUCCCUGGAGGACCUGGGGCAAUGUUUGGUGGUCCAGGGGGUCGUGGCGAGCGUUUUCCAAAUCCUCAGUCAGUCCAAGAAGCAAUGUUCCACCAAGGUAUGGGCGGGGAGAAGGGCAUCCCUCCAGGGAUGAUGAUGGACAUGCAAAGGAUGAUGGGGCACCAAAGAGGUGGAAUGGAACCUGGUAAUGGCAUGGGGAUGUUUCCCAGAAUGCCCAUUGAUGGUCCAAUGAGUCCGUCUUCUAGACUCCAGGGGAUGGGGGGAAGGGAAAUGGGACCCGAGUUUGGCAUGGGGCCCGGCCCCGGGCCAGGUCCUCACAUGCACCCCGCGAAGCUCCGAGAUCCCUCCAUGAAUAUGAGUCCCGAGGAGAUCAUGAGAAUGAGAGGCGGAGGCCCUCCAAUGGAGAACAUGGGUCCGCAAGGCCGGCCCAUGCAGGGCCCUCCCUUCCCUGACCAGUCACAGCAGGGAGACUUUCCUAUGGGGCCUGGGCGGCCCUUCCCAGGGGGCCCUGGAGGAAUGCGGGGUCCGCAUGUAGAUCAAGCUUUUGGUCCGGAGCACAGAUCCACACCAACAGGAGGCAAUGGCCGUAUGAACCACCUCCCUCCUGGCGGUGGCCCUUCACAAGGUCAGAGGGGCCGCAAGCCAGCAGAUCUGAAUGUCCAAGCGGGAGGGGGAAACUCUCCCAGUAUCAACCCACUCAAGUCCCCCCCCCUGAGGCAAGUGCAGUCCCCCAUGAUGGGCUCUCCAUCCGGAAACCUUAAAUCCCCUCAGACGCCGUCCCAGCUGGCUGGCAUGCUCACUGGUCCCACAGGGCCCGGUGCCCCUCCGCCAUCUUCAGCACCAAUGAAAUCCCCCCACUCCAUGAUGGGCUCAGCUGGUGCCUCUCCUGUUCAUAUGAGGUCUCCUUCUCUUCCAAACCCCUCUCCAGGAUGGGCAUCCUCACCAAAGCCACCCAUGCAGAGCCCUGGAGUACCACCUCAGGGUGGCAAACCUCCCCUCAGCAUCACCUCACCAAACAUGAUGGGUGGCAUGGAGCAAGGUGGUAACGGCCCCCCUUCAGCCCCACCUUCAGGAGGGCCCCCAUCUGGCCCCAUGUCCCUCCCAGGCAAUGUUCAGUCUGGCAGCCCGUACGCCAUUCCCCCGGAGCCGACUCUAUCCCAGAACCCUCUCUCCAUCAUGAUGUCACGCAUGUCCAAGUUCGCCAUGCCCAGCUCCACCCCACUCUACCAUGAUGCCAUAAAGACUGUUGCCAGCUCUGACGACGACUCGCCCCCAGCUCGCUCCCCUAACCUGCCUUCAGUGAACAACAAUGGUAUGGUAAUGAACCACCAAGGUAAUCCACGUAUGAUGGGACCUGGAAAUGCUGGACCCAUGUCUGCCCUCAGCCCUCUGGGCAUGAAUCCCAUGGCGUCCCAGCCCCUCUCCCACGGCAUGCCCCCACAGAUGCCCUCCCCGAAUGCCCCCAAUAUGGGCCCAGGCAUGAUGCCUCAUGGCAUGAUGAUACCACAAAAUCCCCAAGACCCCGGUAUGGGAAACCCCCAAAUGAUGCCCCAGGGACGCAUGGGUUAUCCUCACCGAGGCCAGCCGUACCCUCUGACCCAGUCGCCUUCCCAGCAGGGCCCUUUCUCCCCGCACAACGGCCCCGGGCCCCAAGGCUUCCCUGGCCAUCCCAUGGGCUUCCAGGGAGAAGGGGGCCCCAUGGGAGGACGGAUGGGGAACAUGCCUCACGGCGGCGGGGUCGAUGGGGGCAUGUGCAAGCCCAAUAACUCUGGGGGGCCCGAGUUCAACAGCAUGCAAGGUGGAUUCAGCGACGCGGACCUUCAUGAGGUGAUGCGGCCGGGAGCGUCCGGUAUUCCCGAGUUCGACCUGUCCAGGAUAAUCCCAUCAGAGAAGCCCAGCCAGACUCUGUCUUACUUCCCCCGAGGUGGGGGAGACAACCCCGGAGGGAAACCACCACACCCCGGAGGCUUCCCCAUGCAGGGCAUGAUGGGAGACGGUCCACCGAGGAUGGGCAUGUCGAUGCAGGGGAUGGGGGGGAUGCCAGGGGGGCCCGGCGGGGGAAUGGGCCCCCAAGACAUGCCAAUGGGCAACCCCGGCCACAACUCAAUGCGGCCCCCGGGAUUCAUGGGCCAAGGCAUGAUGGGCCCCCAGCACCGGAUGAUGGGUCCUGGGGGUCCAGGAGUGAUGAUGCAGGGGAGACAAAUGGCCCACCCGGGCCCUGGCGGCUCACCUAACAUGAUGAUGUCGCUGCAGGGCAUGGGCGUCCCCCCACAGCAGACGAUGAUGAUGGGGGGUCAGAUGAGGCCACGCGACAUGGACAUGGGGUUCAGUCCGGGCCCCGGAAUGUUUUAAUCCUCCAGAAACCUUGUACGUAGAAUGUUCUUGGACUAUACACAAGGAUGGAGUUAAGGCGACUGGCGUGUGGAUAGUGCUCAGAAAUAACUGAUGAACUCGAGUAAAGGAAGUAUAACACACGAGAGCGAGGACGUGCGCAGAAGAACGAACCUAAUGGAGCUACGCAGUCACUAAGUAAUGUCCUGUGGGACUCGGACAGGCCCACACCGGAGUACUUUUUCCACAAGAACAUUGAAUUUUGGCUCAUGAACUUCAGAAUGUAUGGGAUUGUCGUGCAUCGGUUUUCGCAAAAAAAAACUGUUCGUGGUUUUUGAUUAUCUGACUAUAAAGAUGACUUUCAACAUCAAAGAGGAAUAAACCUAACUCAAAGUCAGCGUGGAGAUGCUACAGUAUAUGUCUACUUUUUUGAAAUAAAAAAAAAAAAAACUAAUUUGUCAUGAAAUGGUAUGGAACAAGAGAAAGGAAUAAGAAUUUGUGCUUUGUGAAGACUUUAGUGGAACUCCAUCCUGUCUCUCGCUCCAUUGUUUUGACUGUUUCUGUACAGUAUAUACGUGAGAGUGCGUGUGUGUGCUUGACAGACUGUGUGUUUGUGUGGUAUGUAUGUGUCCGUAUGUAUAGGCAUUCUAUCAGUGACCUCUCAACUCCUCUUACCCGACUUUCAUUGGGGGAGGAAUGCCCCCUAAAAAUACUGUACUGUUUACCAUUGGUGGGCUAUUCGAAUUUUAGUCUAUUUUAAUUUCCUUUGUAACUCCAGUGUAUAACAAACCAAACUAUGACCUCAUUAAGAUAAUAGUAUUAUUAAAAAAGCACAAACAUGGAACGUCUGCAGAAAGCGUCUUCUUUCUCUAUUUUUCACCAUUGAGAGCAACACAAUUAGUGUGAGCGUCUUGGCAGCUUUGCGGCACAAUGAUCCCCCCCCCCCCCCCCCAACCCCCCCAGCCCCCAUUUAAGAGUUGUGGAUGACGUUGGACUUGAUGCACCAAGAAUUUCAGGACUCAACUUGUGCCAACGUGAAUAAUACUUGCUAACGGGUCUGUUCUUCUUGUUCCUGUUUUGCUCGCGUUGACUCUGGGUCAUAAUCAUUCCCACAGCAAUAACCUCCCCAGUGGUCAGCAGAAUGGGACUGAAGCGUCUGAAGUACUACAGGUGUUCUAGGACUAGUUGACCCAACUUGUAGAAAGGGAGGUGAGGAAAUGUAAAGCGCGUACUGCUAACCAUCCAGCUGACUUCUUUUCUCUCUUGUAUAUGCUUCUCAUGUGUUUCUCAUUGGCUUUGGUGCAGAAAAGCCUACCAGGGCUGUGGUGAUGGACUACAAAUAAAAGAUAUUGUUUUGGUA